AUGAACGGAGGAGGUAGCGCGACGCCCUUCUCCCGCACCACCACCACCCUCAGCACCACUUCUUCUUCUACCUUGCAAGCAGGUGAGUCGGGACAAGGGGACAGGGAAGCUGCUAUUCAAGCCGAGAUGGCCAGGGUUAACAACCUGCCAGCCAAUAGUUCCUACGCGAUUCACCGCAUCAAGGUGCUGAACAAACUUCGCCAUCUUUUAUCUAUAAAGGUAAGAUUUACGUAA
Triticum turgidum subsp. durum (durum wheat) is the source of this 234-nucleotide messenger RNA. NCBI's taxonomy places the organism in Eukaryota, Viridiplantae, Streptophyta, Magnoliopsida, Poales, Poaceae. The record is from the annotation of a GenBank genome assembly.